Triplophysa dalaica is the source of this 7993-nucleotide messenger RNA. RefSeq names its product SPG11 vesicle trafficking associated, spatacsin (gene spg11). Lineage: Eukaryota; Metazoa; Chordata; Actinopteri; Cypriniformes; Nemacheilidae. Gene Ontology annotation, cellular component: synapse; cytoplasm; axon. Gene Ontology annotation, biological process: axon extension; synaptic vesicle transport; chemical synaptic transmission. The transcript has 41 exons. Bases 226 to 7368 code for a protein of 2380 amino acids. The record is from RefSeq and is a predicted model, not a curated record.
GUCAGCUGGACGAUUGUUUAGUUCAUGCUGUUCAUAUUAUGAACUCAAGGCAAAUGUUUUUCAUUUCUUUAGAGGGGUAAAUACAUAAUAAUUUAUUGAUAGUUUGAUGCUUAGGUGUUUAAAAUGAAUUGUGUAGUUUGUUCGCGCACACAUGUAGGAAACGGGCUGUUAAAGGGUUCAUUUCACUUCCGUGUCUGACUUUGAGUGAGUUCGGGUUUGUUCAGCAUGUUAAAGGUGUUAAACAGGACUGAUGUUGAGGGGGCACUGGAGGUGGAUUUACUGCUGUCUGAUCAUGAUCUGUGUGACAGUGUUCAGAUCAGACUGGCUAAAGGCCGGUCAGUCAUGUGUUGUUUGGAUACUGAGAGUAAACUGAGGAUUAAAGACAUCACUGACAGCAGUGGAUCAGUGCACAGACUGCAGGAGUCUUACACAGAUUUUUGUUGGGAAGAUCUGUCGGAGCACGACAGACAAGAUGUCAACCCAAAGCUGCUGACCGUGGACUCUCAGUGCAGUCUGAGACUUUAUGGGAUAGAUCCAAACGGUCAAGUGUCUCUCGUGUGUGAGAGCCCUUCAGAUACUUUACUGGAGUCUGUCAAAGACAACCAUUCAGAUGUGUCAGAGCUGACGACUGUGAGACUGCUGUCCUUUAAGGAUGGCCGUUGUGUGCUGCUGGUGAACUCUAGCGUUGUGCUGCAGAUCCGGUGGACGGAAGACUCCUCACACCUGGAGCCGCUGUCCAGCUGUUGGCUCGGUUUACCUCCUCAGACGCAGGACGAGUGUGUGGAUUGUCAUGUCUGCCGCGGAAUGCUGUUCGUUCUGUUCGGUUCUGGAGUCACAUAUGUGUUCGACAGCACUGAUGGGAAACUCAUGGCGACUGUGGAUUUUCCUGCGUACUGCGGUGUGAAACAGACAGAUGCAGACUUCUCUCCACCCGUAACCUUCUGUCUUUUCCAGAUCUCACACGAUCUCAACACCGCCGUGACCGUCACCUGCCACAACCAAGCGCUUGCAGUUGACCUGAAUGACUACUUCCGGGUGUUUCCAGAUCACCUUUGUUGUCGUGCGGCCCCUGAUCGUCCGCUCGUCAAGCCUGUGGAAUCAUGGGACCACGACAGCCUUUUAAGCUCCGCCCACAGCCUGUCAGUUCUGGACACGCCGUUCCAAACAGACAGGUCGUGGGAGUCUCGUCUGUCUUCCCUGUACAUCCGUUCCAAAGCACCGGCGCGUCCCGCUCACAGGUUACCCUGGUACAAAGAGUUCCCCCACGUGGAGUGCCGUCGGGCAUCGGCCACUGCCAAACUCUCCCAGCCCUCUGUGAAGCCAGGGGGUGCUGUGAAGUGUUUUGACGUGGCGGAGGGAGCUACAGCAGCGAUGCUGACCGUCUCCGAGUUCUCCGCCGUGGUCUCGUUCGUCUCCCCGGGGAACACAGCUCUGGCGUACUGGGACCUGGAGGGUGAAAGUGUCACAUACCAUCGCACAGAGACCCCUGCUGUACCCGUCCAGCGCUCGGAUGAGGAACACCAGUGUCUGUUACUGAAGGGGUCUGGUCUGUCUGCCGUUUUGUUCUGCGUGACCCAAGAGGAACUUUUAAACAGGCUGAUGGUUUUUGGCACGGCUGGUAUGGUCGACUCGCUGUGCCAUCUGAACGCCUGGGGACGCUGUUCGAUCCCCAUACACGCUCUUCAGGCCGGACUGAAGAACCACCAGCUGGACACGGUCGAUUUCUUUCUGAAGAGUAAAGAGAACAUCUUGAGUCCGACGUCCGGGUUCGUUCUGCCCGAUCAAGCGUCCGCCAUCUCCAGUCAAACCCAGCUGAGGAAUAUUCACGCUCUGCGUCCGGCGCUGGAUCUUCUGCGCUCAGCGAUUCAAGACACGCACACCGAAGCUCAGAGCAGACAGUUCUGCGAACAAUUACUGAGCAUCACGCUGACCUUCCUCAACACACAGACCAGAGUCCUCCUCACCGGAACACAUGAGCUGGAUGUCCACCUGCAGGAGUGCGUGCAGAUUUUAGACGGCUACAUUUCAGACCUACGGGGUUACAUGAAGAAAAUUCCAUGGCCAGACGGGGGCGCCGCUGAAACGCCUGCGUGUCCUCACACCCCGACGACUGAUGCAGCUACAGAGCGGGAGUGGCAGUCGAUGUCUGAUGAGGAAGUGGUUCAGCGUGCUGUAUUGAGCAGACGGAUUCCACACGUGCAGGCUUUCCUGCGCAGACGCCGUUCUGUUGAAUGCAGUCUGGAGGAUGUCAGGACGACAGGACUGCGAUGCGUCUUCACCUGUCUCACUCGCAGAGACCUGCAGACGGCCCAGACGCUGCUCGCUAACAUGGGCUUUAAUGUGAAGGAGCAGCUUCACAGUAUCUGUGUUCACACUGCUGAUCGGGAUCUAAGGGCGUUCAUGGUUGAAGAGCUUCAGAGGCAGAGCUACCUGUCAACUGGGGAGGUGAAGCAGGUUGAGUUCAUUAAAACCAUCGAGACUUUGUGCUCGACGCCCGCGACAAGAUGCUCGAACCCUAUGAACACCAGCAGAGUUCUGCAGAUGACCCGGUCGGAUCCAGAGAGCAGAAGACUUCUGGAGGAGAUGGUACAAGAUCCAGCGCAGUCCUCCUCAAGGUCCUUACUGGAUUGUGUGCGUCUGGACUGGAUCAGAUACUGGGACACAGACGCACAGAGUUCAGUUCUUCUGUCCAGACUGCAGGACUCCACUCUUGCUUCGUGUGAUGCUGUCACGCUCUGGUCGUAUCUCACCUCUCUUCACGAUUGGGGUCGAGUCAGCGCAUGGGUCUGCAGUAUGACUGCGAGAGAAACGGAGACCACCGCUGCCCCCCGCUGGCCUGCGCUGACACCACACAUCAUCAACAGCUACAGCCACUGCGGAGAAUACAUGCGCAAUCAAAUCCUGGACCUGCUCGCUCCGCAGGGCCUGUUUGUCCAGUCGGAGAUGGAGGACUUUGAGCAGUUGCUAUGGCGACUGGGUCAAGCUGGAGGAGUGAUGCGGGAUGGGAGCGGUCCCCCCGUCCCACAAUUCCUCUCUUCACAGGGCCAAGAGUUUCACCAGCGCUUCAUUCUGCACUGUCUGGAGAACACUCUUCAAUAUCUGCUCUACACCUACCUGGAGCACUACAGGUUAACUCCCGGGAAUUGUCCGGUUCUGGACGACAGGAACUUGUUUGAAAGUUUCCCCUGGUUUGAAAUGUUGCUGAAGUUACAGAGGAUCCCCAGAGACCUCCAAGAUCCGGAGCGGGUGUUCCGGGCGAGUCUGACGGGAGCUCAGGUUCUGUUGCCCGGCAGUCAAGCGAGCAUUAGCAGCAUGUUACUGGAGGGUCACAGUCUGCUCGCCCUCUCUACAAUCAUGUUCAGACCCGGCGGCAUUGACCAGGCGAUGCGAGAGGGAGAGAGAGGGCAGGACCCCUUGAGUCGUGUGGACCCUCAGCUGUUGAGAAUGGCUCUGAGUGCAUAUCCGAAACUCAAAACGGCUCUUUUCCCUCAGAUCGGUCCCCGCGGGGCCUCCUGUGAUAUAUCCCUCUAUCAUCUCAUGCAGUCUUUGCAGCCAUUGGAUCCUUCCAGACUCUUCAGUUGGCAGUCGGGGAACGUUGCGGGCGGCACCGAAACAUCCUCCGAGCCGCCUCAUUUCUCCAGCCCUCAUCUGGUCAACAGAUACGCCCUCAUUGAGAACCUGGACUACCUGUAUUACCUGAGCCAGAGGCGCCCGGCGUUCGCCUACGGGGUUUUUCUCACACAACAUCUGGUGAACUGCAGUAACGUAAAGUCACAGUUGUCUCAAGCCGUGGAGCAGGUCUUCUCUUUAGCUCUGUUGAACUUCAGCUCCGCCUCCGUGACCGCGGCAUGUGUGUGUUUCUGCGAGCUGCUAGGCGAGUGUAGUCUCAAACUGAGGGUGGAUCUGAAAGCGCUCAACCUCAUCCUUAAACUCUGGAGCCGGAACUUUGAGGAUGGAGCCGAAGCCUCGUUCAGACAGAUGCUCGUUGAAAUGGCCGGUAAGCUGGUAUCCGAUGAGAAACACGCGGCUCAGGAGCUCUUGGUCCACCUGGAGGAGGCAGUCAGAGAUGCUCUGGAGAAGAAAGGCGUCAGUCGGUCAUCAUACGAGGCAGCGCAGGAUUGGGCUCUUCCUGUGAAGUUCUGUCAUCUCCACGCCCUGCCGCUAAGCUCCGCCUACCCUCAGGACUGUGCGUGUGACGGACAGUGGAUCAACUUUCUGUUGUUUGUACAGUUACACAGUUAUCCUCCCCAACAGGUGAGAUCUUUGGCUGCCGGUUUCAGUCCGGCUCUUCAGGCUCACAUCUAUUUGGCGUUUCAAGACCUCCCGGCCAUAAACUCUCAUACGGGUUUGGAGGAGCAGGGGGCGGUCAGAGACGACAACCCAGAAGCUUCUGGAGAGCUGUUUCAGGUUCUGCUGAAGAGUCAAGAGAAAGCCAGUCCCUGGAGAUAUCUGCUGUCUGAAUCCGUCCGUCAUCACAGUCCUGCGCUCUCCGUACUCGCCGCCUGCCAUCAGGGUGCAGAACUGCUUCAGUGUCUCUGCGUUUGGAUACUGACGUCCGUAGAGAACGAGAUCUCAGAUGAGGCCACCGCUCACAUCGACGAGAACCCCAGUCAUCACGUGUGGAACCUCCAUGACCUCUCCAUCUUAUGGAAGACCCUCCUCCACGGGAGCAAGAUCAGGCCUCUGAUUCGUGGAUUCCAGCUGUUUCAGAGGGAGUCUCCGCUGAUUUACAUGUUGAACAUGUAUGAACUCUGUUACGACUACAAAGAUUAUCAGAGAGGCAAAGACAAACUCCUGCAUUUCCAGAAAUGUCUGCUGAACUUGCGGAGCAGCAGUGUCGUGUUAAGCUGUGACGUUCUGCCGGUCCAGUGGGUGGAGUCUCAAGCGUCGGUUCUUCUGUUGGUUCUCCUGAAGCAGAGCAGAACUCAAUACGAGCUCAGACGUCUCCUUCAGCUGCUGGUGGACAUGGAGCGUCUUCUCAAAUCCAACGGUCCAGACUUUAAGAAGCUCAGUCAGUUGAGUCAGGUGCUCUCAGAUACGCCCGUCCCGCUGUCUCCGUGUCUCCUGGAGGAUUAUUCCACCUCCACUCUGCAGGGGGAGUGCAGGAAGAUGUUGGAACAGCUGCAGGACAUGGGACUCUUCACGCAGGCCAGGAAAGUUGCGCAGUUGGCCGAGCUGCCCGUCGACUGCCUGAUUAUAAAUGAGCUCUUGCGAGAUCUGUCCGCUCUCAAAGCCAAGCGUCAAUGGGACAGACAGGAAACCCGUCUGGGGUUCUGGAGGAAGUGUCAUCAUCAGCUGAAAACGGAUUGUGUCAAUCCUGAGACGGCCUGCCAGUUCUUUCUGUCUCAGGCUGAGGAGCCCUUGCAGUCGGAUUCAGAGGUCAUUCAACUUCAAGAACGCUGUCUUCUGCUGGGUCUGGCGGGUCAUUGGCUGUCCUGCCGUGAGUCUCCGCUGCCCGUCCUGCGUCUGGCACAGCUGGAGAAGCGUCAGUGGGAAUAUCGCAUCCGAUGGCUGGUCCUCCGCACGGCUCUAGAACGAGAGAGUUUGUUCGCUCCAUCCGCGCUCUCGGAAGAUUCCUUCGAAAACCUCCUGAAAGAGUUUUCCUUUUCCAAAAUGGCCGUCGUAAACGACCAGAUGCAUCUGAGUCUGGAAGGUCUUCCGGCGAGCGAAGACGACUGCGAGCUGUCCGAACAGGACCGUAAGGCUCUGAGCGCUCUUGUUGGCCAGUUGCUGGACGAAGGGAGCGUGAACGAAGCGAGUCGAGUGUGUCGAUACUUCGGCUCGUUUCACAGAGACGUGUGGCUGGUUCUGAGGUGUCGCGGGUUGGCGUGUGGAGAGCUGCAGCCGGGACUGGUGGAGCUUCAGAGUCCGGAUGGAGAUUCUAAACGCAGUUUGCCAUUAUCUCCCAGUAUGAGCAGUCUGUCGUCAUUUGUGGUGGUUUCAUCUCCUGAAGAUCCGGUCUUGGUUCAACUCAAACAUCUGGUGGAUCAGUGCUGUCACGGCAAGAGUUACUGCAAACAGGUUCUCAGUCUCUACGAGCUUUCAAAGGAGCUGCAGUGCACAUACGCAGAGAUCUCGUCUGAAGAACCCGAGGCGGUUCUGCGGAAGGUUCUUCUGUCUAAGCAGUCGGAUCGCGGUAAGAAAGCUCAAGCGUUCAUCAGUGUUCAGGGUCUGCGCUCGGAUGCCGUGGCUCAGCUCAUAUCUUCAGCUGUGGUGGACGGUCUGCUCAGCUCAUCUCAAGAGGGACAAACAGGAGAGCGUCUCAUGUACGGGCCGGUGGACAGCAGGGAGGAGUUCAUUCAACUCGCCAAACUGUGUGGAGAUCCAAACCUGGUGGGAAGCAAACUGCUGGAGAUCAUCUCCACUGUUCCUCUGUCAGAGCUCAGCUGCACUGUUGAGAUCUUGAUCUUAGCUCACGAUUGCUUCAGUCUCACCUGUAACAUGGAGGGUAUCGUGAGGGUCCUGCAGGCGGCCAGACACCUGAGUCACACACACCUGGCACACGGCGAAGGAUACGGACUGCUGGUGCGUCUGCUCACAGGUAUCGGCAGGUACAAUGACAUGACGUAUAUCUUUGACCUGCUGCAUCAGAACCAUCGGUUUGAGAUGCUGCUGAGGAAGAAAGUGGAAUCGAACGUCAGACUGAAGACGGCUUUGUUGGAUUACAUCAAGCGUUGUCUGCCGGGGGACAGCGAGAAGCACAACAUGGUCGCUCUGUGUUUCAGCAUGUGCCGUGAGAUCGGAGAAAACCACGAGGCCGCUGCGAGAACACAGCUGAAGAUCAUCGAAUCCCAGCCGUGGGCGAUCACUGGAGAUCUGAAGAACACUUUAGUGAAGGUUCUGACUUUACUGAAAGAUGCAGCUGAGAGCUACUCAAAGGACUCGUGUGUGCGUCAGGCCGUUAAAUGUGUUAAAAUGGCCAAACUGGUGACUCUUCAGUUGCAUUUCUUGAAUCACGGACAAGAGCUGCGUGUCAUCAAUCUGAAGCCGUCUGAACUCCAGAGCGCCAUUGUUUCCUUACCGCGCUGUUACCAGGCGUUCGUGUUGGCCGAAGCGUACGACCACAGCCCGGACUGGGCGGAGGUUCUGUUUCAAAAGAUCAUUCUGAACGGUGAAUUCGGCUACCUGGAGGAGUUUAAACGCCACAGAUCGCUGCCCACCAGCCUGUUCGAGGAGAUCUCGAAAAAAAUGUUGCAUCACAAGCCACCGGCGAGUUCCAGUCAGAAUCUGAAGAGGCUUUUGUCUCACUGCGAGGAUGUUUACACGCAUUAUAAACUCGCGUACGAGCACAAGUUUCUCGAUGUGGCAAACAUGCUGCUUCAAGACUCCAAAACCAACGGCUUUCUGAACGACAGACUCGGCACUUAAUACACAAACACAUCUAUAAGAGUUCUCAACUUUACUUUAGCCACGACUGAAUCUGAUUUAGUAAAAAUACUUUACUAAACCUUUAAAUGUAUGUAUUUUGCACUCUGCAGUAUUUGUACUGAAAAACUGUUUACAGUGACUGUCAACGUUUGUGUAUUAAACGUUCAGAGGAUUUUCAUCUGGUGUGUGAAUUGACCGUCACGCAGAGAUUCAUUCUGUCAUAAAACAAACAAUGGUUUCUGAGGUUUACCCCAUCACUGCGGAUUUACAGCCGAUGUUUGGGUGGCGUGAGACCUUGGUGUGUUUGAUGGAGAUGAUUUUUGCUGGUCGAUAGGAAGCAAUGAGUGAACAUCACCUCUAGAUGCUCCACACGCCUCACAAUAAUGCUUAAAUCAUCCACAAAUUUGACUACUUCUGUGACCAGAGCUUCUGUUCAGAAGAUUUUAAACCGCUCUCUUGGCAGACGAAUAACUUCUGUGUUAAAGCAGCUGAUGCUGUUUUAUAAAUGUUUGCAUUUGCCAGUUCUGUAAUAAAUGAGAAAUUUAUAUUAUAGUUAAGAAUAGAAAAGGCAAGAAUUGAAUUGGCUCUGAAGACAUUAAUAAAAUCAUUUAACCUCUCCACACGA